CGACUUUACAUUUUGUAUUGAACUACUGAACUGUCCGUGUCAGCCUGGCUGGAUGGGGAACUACUGCAACACACAUUGUGACAAGCCGUGUGUCAUGGGUCAUGGGAUGUGUCAUGGAUUUGCGGAUGACACGCAAAACUAUUGCAACUGUGAACAUGAGUGGGAGGGAGAAUUCUGUGAGAAUGUUAAGCCAGACCCAAGAGCCCUCGCCGUGAAGGCCCAGGAACAAGAGCACCACGCGCGAGUUAUGGCCGGUGUGCUGACGGCGUGUGUCGCCUUUGUGUUGCUGUUGGCCAUCGUAGUUCCUGUUGUGUUGUGGCGAUUGAGGGUCAUCUUCGUCAUCAAACUCGUCUACUACUUCAAGGAGUACGAGGAUUCGGAUGGUAAACAGUACGACGCUUAUGUCUCCAUGACGCCAACUGCCAGCGCUGAAAAAUUUGUUUACAACGAACUGAGGCCGGUCCUGGAGGAUCGUGGGUUCAAGUUGUACAUUCAGGCCAGGGACAGCCCUUCUAAUGAAGCCUUGAGUGAUAUAAUACUGUCAGCCCUGGAAAAAAGUAGACGAACGAUAAUGGUGGUGACGUCAGAUUAUCUCAGUAAUGAGUGGAACAGAUUUGAGUAUUUGAUUGCCCAGCAUGAGACCCUGAAGCUCAAACAGAGGAUCAUCUCAAUCAUUCUGGAAGACAUUGAUAAGGAACAAGUGAAGCUGGACAAAUCGUUGAAAUACAUUUUAGACUCUGUUAAAUGUCUGAACCACCCGCGCCUGAAGCAGCAAACUGAUGCACAGAGACCUGAGCUUGGAGAACCUUCAGCCAAGAGUGAUAAAGAAAUCUGGCACACAGAGAUGAGUGAGAAAAGUUUCAAGUCCAGUAUCUCUCAAGAAAAAGUGGAGUAUGAGAAGAGAGAGAAGAAAUUCUGGCAACGGCUUGAGCUCAGCAUGCCCAAGAAGAAAAAACAGAACAAAAAGAAGGCAAAUAAAAAAACUGUUGAAAAUCCUAAAGUCAAAUCUACAUGUAUAGAAAAGUUUGGAGCCAAGAGAAAUCUUCCGACUAAGGAAGACGCGAAGGUUGUUACUAUUGGUUUCAAAAUGAACAAUUUGAAUGAAAGUUCUGGAAUGCCAUGCAGUAAUUUGGAAAACAAGUUCUUGAAUAUUCUAAAUGGGGAGCCAUGUGUUACUGAUCCCUCAUCCUCAAGGCCACAGUCAACUGAAAUGGAAUCUACCUCAGGGCCACAGUCAACUGAAAUGGAAUCUACCUCAGGGCCACAGUCAACUGAAAUGGAAUCUACCUCAGGGCCACAGUCAACUGAAAUGGCAUCUGGCUACUACAACACCUCUCACAGCAUAGACUUUUUGUUAAUGGAAUUUGGUGAAAUUUUUUUUUAAGCAUGAAUUCUGUUUUAAACUGAUUUGAACUAGCUGAUGACAACUAAAGUGUAAGUUACUCGUCAGUUUACCAGAAAAGCACAAACUAUUUUAUUUUUUGAUGUAGUUACUUUUUUGCAAUUGAUACAGCUAAACCAUUUAAGUCCUGCAACAUGUAAAAACAGCCAUUUGAUAUUUGUGUAUGUAUACAAAAUAUUUAAUCUGACUGAGAGCGUCAAAGUAAAAAAAACAUAUCACCUUCCUCCCAGUUAAGCUCCCAGCUAGUAAGAUCCCCACAUACCUUAGAUCAUUUUGUUAGUGCUUUAGGAAGUUCAAUAACUUUCUAAAAGAAAAUUUUACUAAAACACAAAUGCGUUCAUAUCAACUAGAUUCCUGAUCAGAAUCUUUAAUUUGCGUAUUCCUUGUUCAUGUGACGUUUUGAUCAAUUUUAACUGAUGGUAAUUUAAUGACAAAAGAGUAGUGACAGCUAUAACACAACAAGCUGUAGAAAUUUUGCAAACAUCAAUAAAAAUCUAAUAUAUAAAGCUCAGUUCUGUAUGUGGCAAAAAAGUAUGUCGUUGGAAUUUCUACGGAUUUAAGUGUUAAAUCAAUUAUCGUGCGCAGUUGUCUAAAUUUAUGAGUUAAAAAAUUAAUAUUGAAAGUGUUGGAAAAUAAUUUUCAUUUUUCAAAUUAUAGCAUUAAUUGUCGGAAUGGUCAUUAAACGCAAGUUUUAGAAAAAUAUCAUCUUUUACAAAAAUUCUAAUUUUUGUCUUUAUUUAGUCCUAUAGCACUUACUUCCCUUUGAUAAAUUAGGAAAACACAAAUUACUUCCCUUUAUAAAACCAUUGCAUUAGUCUCAUUAGUGUAAAAUAAUUUACUUUUUAUUACUUUGUUUUGGUGUUGGGAAAAAAAAUAAUUACAUAAUUAGCGGGGAUUGAUUAAGUGCAAUGUCGUUAGGUAUUUUUAACACUGCCUUUUAUUUAUUCUAUACACUGAACAUACUGUUGAAUAAUUAUUUUUUUUUAAAAAUCAAUAACAUUUAAUAUAGCCAGGUCCUACAAAUCC
Molecule: messenger RNA, 2428 nt
Organism: Physella acuta
Lineage: Eukaryota; Metazoa; Mollusca; Gastropoda; Physidae
Biological process (GO): signal transduction
Source: RefSeq, a predicted model, not a curated record